AUGAAUUGUGUAAAAUUAAAGAAUUAUAUUGGUAUUUUGGUUGGAAAAUGUAAUAAUUUUUUAAAAAUAAAUAAAUUUAAUGUGCAUGUUAUGUAUACUAAUGAAAAUUUAGCUUAUAACAAAUAUCUACAUUUUAAAAAUGUGAUGGAAAAAAAAACAAAUUAUAAUAACAAUAAAAUAGUUUUGAUAGAUAUAGAAAAAGAAGGAGAAAAAUAUAUGCGAAAAAAAAUAAAUAACAGUAUGAUUGGAGGUGUGUUAUUAACAUCAUUGACAAUAGGGUUAGUAGAAUUAAAUAUAAUACCAAAUUUAUUUGGUUUAUUUAUAUCAAUAGGAAUAAUAACUUUUUAUAUAAUUUAUUUUUUUUUUUAUAAUUCUAUAAUAUUAAGAGCUGUAUUAGAUUAUCAAAAUAAAAGUUUAUUGUUAUAUCCCUUUAUGAUUUUUAAAAGGGCCAAUUUAAAAAAACAAAUAAUUAUAUCUCUCCAUGAAAUUAAUAAAAUUAAUAAAAUUAAUAACUAUAUACAAAUAUAUUUAAAAAAAAAUAAUACACAAAUAAAUCAUAAAGGAAUGGCUAGCUUUUUUUCUUUUUUUAAUAAUAUAUUUCCUAUACAUAUACCUAGAUAUACAUUAUCAAAGACAACUAAAGAACGAGAAAAAAAUAUAGACAUAUUAUAUCCUUAUGAUUUUAACAAUUUAAAUAUAUCAGUUUUUAAUAAAAAUAAAACAUCUUUUAAAAAUAUUCCAACUAUAAAAAAGACUGAACAAGGAUAUCCCUUGAAUCUGAUGGAAGAAAAUAACUUAAUUGCUCUCCUCAAAUUGUAG
Plasmodium yoelii is the source of this 819-nucleotide messenger RNA. RefSeq names its product conserved Plasmodium protein, unknown function. The coding region runs from base 1 to 819 and encodes 272 amino acids. The record is from RefSeq and is a predicted model, not a curated record. NCBI's taxonomy places the organism in Eukaryota, Apicomplexa, Aconoidasida, Haemosporida, Plasmodiidae. The transcript has a single exon.